Messenger RNA from Photinus pyralis (common eastern firefly), 1511 nucleotides. Its product is annotated as achaete-scute homolog 1a-like. Gene Ontology annotation, cellular component: RNA polymerase II transcription regulator complex. The record is from RefSeq and is a predicted model, not a curated record. Bases 152 to 937 code for a protein of 261 amino acids. NCBI's taxonomy places the organism in Eukaryota, Metazoa, Arthropoda, Insecta, Coleoptera, Lampyridae. Gene Ontology annotation, biological process: sensory organ development; neuron differentiation; regulation of neurogenesis. The transcript has 2 exons. Gene Ontology annotation, molecular function: DNA-binding transcription factor activity, RNA polymerase II-specific; RNA polymerase II transcription regulatory region sequence-specific DNA binding; protein dimerization activity.
AUGCCAGGUAUCAUUCCGGGUCUUGAUCUCCAUCUGGUUGUGUUAACUUUAAGCAGCUGCGACUCUCAUACGAAGAUUUUACUAGAAACCACGCGUCUUUUAUCUGCUGCUGGUGUUUGUAGGCAUUUAGUUGUGCGCGAAACGCGAAGACAUGCACAUGGCAGCCGUUCAAGGUGUCAACAAUAUGACGUUAAAUCAACAAGAAAAAAUGUACAACGCGAUUCAAGCAAAUUGUGUCAUCGUCACCACCGCCGGAUUUGGCCAGUCUGCCCCAAAUUCGGUCAUACAAGGAAAGCGAGCUUUGGCGCCGGCACCGGAAAGGAACACCGUCUUAAUUGCCAAUAAUUCCGAUAUCCGCUGCAAGCGAAAAAUUCAAUUCGUACCUCACUCUGGCCAAACAAUUCAACCCGCUUCCGUUGCCCGCAGAAACGCCCGAGAGAGAAACCGCGUAAAACAAGUCAACAAUGGUUUUGCAGCCCUUAGGCAGCACAUCCCCUCGAACGUACUCGCGGCGUUCGCACCACCAAGCGGGAAUACCAGCACCGGAAGAGGCGCCAACAAGAAACUUAGCAAAGUUGAAACGCUGAAAAUGGCGGUAGAAUACAUCAGAAGCCUACAGCAAAUGCUGGAGGAUCACGAAGCCGAACUGUCAUCAAAAAGUAUUAGUGACAAUAAUGUUAGUGAUAACCGAUUUUACACAAAUAGUCCCGACACAAUUUCACAGCAAUUCACAAAUUACCCCCUAAUUUUACCUACACCGCCAGCUUCCGAAUCGUCCUCUUCACCUACACCGUCGCACACAUCAGAAGGCUCCUCAACUCCUGUAUUUACAUCCGCGGCAGUGUACAAACGGUAUGGUUACGACAAUUACGACCCCCACAGUCCCGAGGACGAUGAGUUAUUAGACGCCAUCUUCUCCUGGCAACAAAACUCAUGACAGAGUCGAGACCGAUCAUCAAAUCAAAGAUCGUUACUCAUCAUUCCUGAUCCCAGUGCCUUCGUUCAUUCCAAGCAGUGAUAUUGUUGAAUCUCAAUUAAGGCUUUUCAUAAAAAUUUUAUCAUUGUUAUCUAGUCAUUGUUUGUAAAUAUGUUGUACAAAUUGUUCAUUGUAAAGAAUAAUACGCUUCAAUUUUGUAUAUAUUUCUGUGUUCGAGAAAGUGAUACUAAUUUGUAUUCAUUUUUCGAAGUUACAUACUAUCGUUAGUACUUCCUUAAGUUUGAUAGUUUAAGAAGAAGAUUUCGGAACUAAGGUGCCUUUAAAACUGUGCAUUAUUAAUGGGGUACGAAAAUUGUGUUACCUAUAUUUUAAUUGUUAGUACGAAAAUUGCCAUUUGAUAUACAGUAGUUUAUUAUACCGGUAAGAGAAAUUAUAUGUACUUAUCGGUGACCAAAGCCAGUGUUUUAUUCCUCAUUUUUAUAUAUUAGAUUUAAGUCUUAUUGGUACUUUUCUAUUUUUGUAUAUUAUUAGUAUAAGAUUUUGUACUGAAAAAAUACAAUUUACAUUUUUUAUA